Lathyrus oleraceus (garden pea) is the source of this 825-nucleotide messenger RNA. RefSeq lists its product as uncharacterized. Lineage: Eukaryota; Viridiplantae; Streptophyta; Magnoliopsida; Fabales; Fabaceae. The transcript has a single exon. The record is from RefSeq and is a predicted model, not a curated record. The coding region runs from base 1 to 825 and encodes 274 amino acids.
AUGGUUAAACUUUCUUUUAAGAAACUCAGAUUUGUCUUUGUGUUGAGAAAGUUGUUAUUCGUGUUACACUCUUUCUGGUGCAUGAGCUACAGAGCUAAAGAAGAAUCGAACGAUGUUUCAACACUUUCCAUUGAUGAGUUACAAAGUAGUCUCUUGGUGCAUGAGCAAAGAAUGAAAAUCAAUCAAGAAAAGGAAGAUGAACAAGUGUUAAAAAUUGCAGGUUAUGGUCGCGAUGAUGCCAAUAAUCGAGGUUGUGGCAGAGGAAGAUUGAGUAGGGAUCAGAUUCAAUGUUACAAGAGCCAAAAGCUAGGGCACUAUCAAAGGGAAUAUCUAAGUUGGCAAGAGAAUGAUGCCAAUUUUGCUGAAUUUGAUGAAAGUGGGGAGCUGGUACUCAUGGAUCAAAGGGAAAAUAUAAAGAGCAAUAGUCAAAAGUGGUUUCUUGACUCAGGAUGUAGCAACCAUAUGGUUGGAACAGAGGAAUGGUUGUUCAAUUUUGAUGAAAGGUUUCAUGAAUCUGUCAAAUUGGGGGAUGACUCCAAAAUGCAAGUGAUGGGAAGAGGUAACUUGAAGCCUCGCAUGAAUGACAUCAUUCCAAAAAAUUUCCAAAUUCCUGAUGUGCAAAGGAAAAAGCUAGAUGUUAAAAGUACAAAGUGUGUAUGGAUGGGAGUUAGUGAAGAAUCAAAAGCCUACAAGCUUUAUGACCUUGUGAAUAACAAGAUCCUGAUCAGCAAAGAUGUGGUUUUUGAAGAAUCAAAAGGGGGGGAAUGGAAUAAGCAUGACAAAGAAGACAAAACUCAAUCAAUCAACAAGAUUGAUAAAGAAUAA